AAUUUAAGCAAAAGCUGAAAGCAUGGUUGUGUCGAUUUUAUGUUUUAGUUUGCUGUCAAUAUGUCUUUAAAAAUGAACUUCAUCUGUCUUGCUGUGAUGUUUUUCGUUCGGGUUAGAGGAAUAUGCAAGACCGAUCUCACUGCUGCCGAACAGGCAUUCGUUGAUAUGCAUAACGAAUUAAGACGUCUCCACGAGGGUAUCCCAGAUCUAUGUUUCGGUGAAUCAGAUCAUACUCACAGAUUCAAUUCAUUGGAAUGGGCCAAUGAUCUGAUCCUUUCGGUGGUUGCAGCAACCGAACAUUUCAACAUAAACCAUUCUGGAAAUGAAUUUACCGGAGAAAAUAUCUAUUAUCAAAGCACUGUGAAUCUCACCACGCCAAUAAACGCUGACCUUGCUGCAGUUUUACGAUGGUACGUUGGAGAGAUCAAAUAUUGGGAUUUCCACUUAUCUGCCUUAAAGCGCGGACUUAAACUGUCUGAUACGAUUCAAACUGGACAUUUUACCCAGAUCGUCUGGAAGAACACAAAAGAAGUAAACUGCGGGUCGUCAGCUGUAGAAGGAACGGGGACGAUGGUAGUCUGCCAGUAUUUCCCAGCAGGAAAUGUGUUAGGUCAGGAGGCUGAACAGGUUUUGCCCCUUCUCAGUGGUCAAGAAAUUACAUUGGACGAGGGACACAAGAUGACAUCGAACGUUUUGAAGAAAGCAGCACGUAACCAAGGGGAUUUAGAGAUAGGAUUUAUUGAAAGUGUUAAACCCGAAGAAACAGACAAACCCGAAGAAAAAGGCAAACCCGAAGAAAAUAUCAAACCCGGGGAAAAUAUCAAACCCAAUCAUUCAAUCCCUGCCAUCAUUUUUAUGGCAAUCCUAUUUCCAUUGAUUCUAAUAGGAAUAUGUGUGUUUUGGAAGUCAUUGAAAGGAAGACGUGACAACCGAUGCCUCGUACAAAUGCACAACGAUGCUAACCAGAGACUUCUUGCAGCAAAUUAAAUUAAAUACUUUGUGAAUUUAUUCGUGACUUUAUAGAAGUUAAAUAUCUAAUUUAAUAUUUUGAAAGGUUUGACGCUUGACAUUUUAACUAAUAAA
Messenger RNA from Bolinopsis microptera, 1083 nucleotides. RefSeq names its product venom allergen 5-like. NCBI's taxonomy places the organism in Eukaryota, Metazoa, Ctenophora, Tentaculata, Lobata, Bolinopsidae. The transcript is spliced from 4 exons. Bases 61 to 987 code for a protein of 308 amino acids. The record is from RefSeq and is a predicted model, not a curated record. Gene Ontology annotation, cellular component: extracellular region.